Neoarius graeffei (lesser salmon catfish) is the source of this 2378-nucleotide messenger RNA. RefSeq names its product cAMP responsive element binding protein 3-like 4 (gene creb3l4). Gene Ontology annotation, biological process: regulation of transcription by RNA polymerase II. The record is from RefSeq and is a predicted model, not a curated record. Gene Ontology annotation, molecular function: DNA-binding transcription factor activity, RNA polymerase II-specific; RNA polymerase II cis-regulatory region sequence-specific DNA binding. NCBI's taxonomy places the organism in Eukaryota, Metazoa, Chordata, Actinopteri, Siluriformes, Ariidae. The coding region runs from base 540 to 1868 and encodes 442 amino acids. Gene Ontology annotation, cellular component: nucleus. The transcript has 10 exons.
AACAAAUCAGACACCGCGCCAACAUCCGGGCAUUCAGAGUGAAGCCGCGCCCACACUCAGGCUCAGAGAGGACGGGGUUGGAGGUUAGGGAGCUGGUUUCCGGUUUCGUCUUUUGUAACAGUGAUGCGAACAAAGGGCCUGUGUGACAGAUAAAAACGCCUCAGAUGUAGUUCACUACAUGCGGGAAAUAUUCGUGUCAUGCAUAAAUCGAUGAAAAACCGAUUAAAAUGUGAUUAUAAAUAUGUUAAAAGUCCGUUUUUACAGACAAAUCGAAUGUGAAGAAUUCACUUCCGGCAUCAUAGUGACCCAGGGUACACGCAAAGCCUCCUGAUUGGUCUGCGCUGAGGGCAGCCAAUCAGACGUCAGUAAGACAGGACUGAUGAAGUAUGCGGAUUGACGGGUCUAUAAGGCGCAGGUGUGGAGAUGUGUUAGGGAUCGUGUGUUUGUUUUCGUGACCCUGAGACACGGAUGUCCGGUGUUGAGUUCGGAGUCGCGCGCUGUAAACCCCUUUACAACAGCAGCACGAGCCGCACUGCAGGAUGCGCGAGACGGACAGCGGGGCGGGGCACGGCGCAUCGACCGGAAGCGACGUGUGUGAGGACACAGGAAAUGUGUUUGUGGAACAGAGUCAUGAAGACUCCAUGAUGGAGGACGGAGUGUUCAUUGCUGAUUCCUGUCCUCCUGUGUACGAGGGAACAGAGGGAUGGGCCCUCCAUCACCAAUCUAAUUUUAACGACAGCGAGUCAGAGGACGUUCUUCACACUGUGAACCCAAACGAGGUCUUCAACGAGAGCGACAGUGGGACUUCUGAUAUUCUUGACCCCACCCACUGCCUGACUCUGGCCACGCCUACUGUGUAUCAGGUUGUGUAUGACCUCAGUGGAGUGGGUGGAGACCAACAGAAGGAGCAGAAAGUGGAUGUUAUUUCCAUUGAGCUCGAUGAGUGGAGUUCUCCGGUGGUCGUGUCUGACUCGUGCGUGGUGAGUGAGCUGCCCCUGGUUUCUGCCGUUAAAGUGGAACACGCCCAUCCUGAGCUCAGCUACACCCACGCUAAUCAUGACCAGGCGCUGCUUGAUCUUAGCCACGCCCCCCAUUCCUUCACUGAUGGCCUGCUGUAUCCGGAGCUGAAUCUCACUGAGGAGGAACAGAAGCUCCUCAGUCAGGAGGGCGUGUCCCUGCCCAACAACCUCCCCCUCACCAAGGCGGAGGAGAGAAUACUGAAAAAAGUGCGGCGUAAAAUCCGGAAUAAACAGUCAGCUCAGGACAGCAGACGCCGCAAGAAAGAGUACAUCGACGGUCUGGAGAGCAGGGUUACAGCGUGUUCAGCACAGAAUAAGGAACUCCAGAGAACAGUGGAGCAGCUGGAGAAACACAACAUGUCUCUGUUAGCACAGCUGAGGAGGUUACAGUCUCUGGUGAAACAGAAGGCGAGUAAAGCGGCUCAGACCAGCACCUGCAUCAUGAUUUUGAUCUUCUCUUUAACAUUGAUUAUUUUCCCAAGUUUUCGUCCCUUUACUCUGCGUGCUAAAGCCUCAGACGAUGCGUACACACCCACUGGAGUAAUUUCCAGAAACAUCCUGAAUGAUGAGGCGUCUCCACUCGUCCUGUCUGAGAACGCAGCGGAUGAUAAAACCCUCCUCGCAGAGUUUCAGCCGGCAGCGGCGGCGGCGGACGUGCGGCGCCUGGAGCUCGACGACUCGGACGGCUCGGAGGAAGCGCCGCUGCAGGAGAACACGCUGAGGGGAAACGAAUCUGCGACAGAUGGAAAUGGGGCGGAGUCAGUGGGUGUCGGCUUGCUGUCUCCUCCAGCAGGGGGCGCUGUGGUGGACGUCGAUGCGGCUAAACCUGCUCACGCUGACGAAAUGUAGCAACACCGAGCGCAAGCUUUAUUCAUGGACAAUAAUGGGCCACGUCCCAAAUCUACUGCGCUCUCUACAGGUACUGUGCUGAAGUAGUACGCUACCUCCGGUUCUGCUGCCUCCCAGAUCGCGCGCUCUCUCUCUCUCUCUCUCUCUCUCUCUCUCACACACACACACACACACACACACACACACACACACACACACACUUGUGCACCACCACAGUUCAGCGUCGCUGGGUCAGUGCACUAGAACGGUGGUUUAGGACGGAGCAGCUCCGAUGACUGGGAUGACUUCCUUUAGAAUGUGGGUGGGGCUUUUUAUUUUUACAACACUGUAUGAGUACUGCAGUGCACAUAGUGGUGAUUUGGGACACAGCCCAUAGAGAGACGGGGCGAAGCCUGCGCUGGCGGAACCGAGCUGUGUCCCAAGUCACCAGUUUGGUAUCAAGGUGAACGUCUGCUUUUUGAGCUUGUCUGUUUCACACGUCUUUAUUUUUACAAUAAAUGUGACAUCAAA